This is a messenger RNA of Aspergillus sclerotioniger CBS 115572, 1293 nucleotides long. RefSeq lists its product as uncharacterized. The transcript is spliced from 2 exons. The record is from RefSeq and is a predicted model, not a curated record. The coding region runs from base 220 to 1119 and encodes 299 amino acids. Lineage: Eukaryota; Fungi; Ascomycota; Eurotiomycetes; Eurotiales; Aspergillaceae.
CAACCCCCUUUGCAUAUCUUGUUUGAUUACAUUUCUUAUUUUAUCGGAAGGCUGGAGAUUCUGUCCCUGAAUCGCUGGUUUCAGAACCUUGGGCUGCUUAGAAUUUACUAUUUCGCUACCUCUUUCGCUUCCUAGUACUGAGAAAGAUUGAACGUACAUCAUUUGUUCACCCCCCCUCCUCCCAAUCAUUUUGCCAUUUCAAGAAUCCCAAAACACAAUAUGUCCUCGUCCAUAUUGCAUAGCUGCCCCUGUUGUGGGCAAGUUACAGAUAUCUCCAAUGCACUUGCUGCUUUCAUCCAGAAUCCCUAUUGUAGUCAGUGCGGUUUGUCGGCUUCUGAAAGCGACCUGGAGUUACAAGACGACCUCGCGGCGCUUUUCGAAAAGCGGAUGAGCAUAGGAGUGCCAUUCCCACCCGAAGAAGAUCAGGGAGUGCAGCACCCUCCUAUUGCCUCCCCAGAAAUGUAUAGCAUCUCACAACAUUAUCACCAUUCAGCGCAUUUAGUUCGUGAAAAUGCUACACGUCCUUCAACAGAAGGCACCAACGGUGCCAUCAGCGAGACACUCAGGCAACACAACGUCGACCCUUCGACACUUUCGCCCAAACAAAUGGAACUUUUUGAACACGCGAUGCCAGAACAACAAUCACGUCUCAUCCAGAUCUGGCAGAUUUCCUCGGAACACAGUUAUGCAACCACUAGCAGCGUCGUCGGAAGGAACCAGUCAGAUCUGGGAACCGCGGAUGUAGCUAGCACUGUGGCAAUAGUCUCAACUCCAUUUGGUUGGACGACUAGAUCUGGUGAUCGUGAGAUGUGCGAUGUACCUGUGAGAAGUGAGAGUGAAGAUGAUGUGCACCAGUAUGCCGAGCCAUAUAUGGUCACUGGAUAUGAGACGAUGCCCCAGCGAAGCAAUGGGCUCUCUGCAUCUCAGCCCACACAUAUCGUGGCUGAGCCGACAACAGGCUCACCGUACAAGCUUGCAAGUGACCCCAUCUACUAUGCUCAGGGUCGAAGAUGGUGGGAAUCUACACAGCCAGGACUAAUGGAGUAUCAAUAUGGGUUAUUUGAUGAGAUGAACCGCCAUUCCCAUUGCGGCCUACUGCAUCAUCGCCAGGCCGAUUAGGAAGUGCCAUAUGGGACUCAUUUCAGGGUGUCAGAGUAGGUAGUGCUCAUUCAGGUGGUAAUAAUACCUCGCCACAGGCCAAUCCUAUGGCAUGUUCGGAUAUUCUCUACGUAUCUCAACAGUAUCCGUGUCUUGGUUUCGUAGUGGUCAUUUUCUAGAUUGGUGAACCAAAUG